This is a messenger RNA of Marmota monax (woodchuck), 1120 nucleotides long. Its product is annotated as HLA class II histocompatibility antigen, DP beta 1 chain. The transcript has 6 exons. Gene Ontology annotation, cellular component: membrane; MHC class II protein complex. Gene Ontology annotation, molecular function: MHC class II protein complex binding. NCBI's taxonomy places the organism in Eukaryota, Metazoa, Chordata, Mammalia, Rodentia, Sciuridae. The coding region runs from base 113 to 886 and encodes 257 amino acids. Gene Ontology annotation, biological process: immunoglobulin production involved in immunoglobulin-mediated immune response; peptide antigen assembly with MHC class II protein complex; antigen processing and presentation of exogenous peptide antigen via MHC class II. The record is from RefSeq and is a predicted model, not a curated record.
GUUGGAGGAGACUAUUCUGGUCUGUGGUCUCUGAUAUUUCACACAGGAGCUCUGUUCAGUGAGUCCCUGAUUCCCUGACUGCUACUUUCUCUCACCAGCCUCUUCCAGCUCUAUGAUGGUCCUGCAGGCCCCUGAAGCCCCCUGGACAACAGCUCUGACGGUGUUACUGAUGGUGCUGAGCCACCCCAUGGUCCAGGGCAGGGCCACUCCAGAGAAUCACGUCUACCAGGGACGGCAGGAAUGCUACGCCUUCAACGGGACGCAGCGCUUCGUGGAGAGAUACAUCUACAACCUGGAGGAGCUCGUGCGCUUCGACAGCGACGUGGGGGAGUACCGCGCGGUGAGCGAGCUGGGGCGGCAGCAAGCCGAGUACUUCAACAGCCAGAAGGACGUCCUGGAGCAGAAGCGGGCCGUGGUGGACACCGGAUGCAGACAGAACUACGAGCUGGACGAGGGCUUCACCCUGAAGCGCCGAGUCCAGCCUAAAGUACAUGUGUCACCCUCCAAGAAGGGGUCCCUGCAGCACCACGACCUGCUUGUCUGCCACGUGACAGAUUUCUACCCAGGCAACAUUGAAGUCCGAUGGUUCCUGAAUGGACAGGAAGAAACAGCUGGGAUUGUGGCCACCGACCUGAUCCAUAAUGGAGACUGGACCUUCCAGAUCAUGGUGAUGCUGGAGAUGACCCCCAAACAGGGAGAUGUCUACACCUGCCACGUGGAGCACCCCAGCCUGAACAGUCCUGUCACUGUGGAGUGGAAGGCACAGUCUGACUCUGCCCGGAACAAGACCCUCACCGGGGUUGGGGGCUUCGUGCUGGGGCUCAUCUUCCUUGUAGUGGGCGUCUUCAUGCACAAGAGAAGCAAGAAAGCUCAACGAGGACCUUGAUAAACAGGGCUCCUGAUCUUACAGAAGACUCUCUGUGUCUUGGAACAAGGAUUUUUCUGCAUUUCUUUAGUCCCUGAGGCUGAUUCUGGGGCAGACCCCCAGCUUCCCAAGAAGAUGGUCCUGCAAAGUAAUUGCUCUGAAACCAGAGUCUAUAGCUCUGCUCUUUGACUCAAUGCAAAAGUUUCCUGAGGCUUUCAACCAAGUUCCUGAACUCCAUAAAUAAUUAAAAUCCAA